CCAGCCCAGACCUCAUUGUUCUUGGUUUCCAGCUAUGGCCGCCAUAACCUGACAAGUACCAGGGCUGGUCUCUCUGUGGGUGCCUGGAGAAGCUGUCAGAGAGCUGUCUCUGCUUUUCAGAGUAGGCUUCUGGUCUGCAACGGGAAGAGGAUUCUGCUCCUUGAGGCAUGGCCGGAAGGCAGGAAUAAUGUGGGCCUCAGUCUGCAAGAGCCUUGCUCUCCGGAUGCAGCUGAGGUGGGCCUCAGUCGGCAAGAUGCCCCCGGCCCUGCUGCUUACCCUGCUUCUCUAUGCAAGCCUCCAGGCUCAGGAAAACUCUUUCACCAUCAACAGCAUCCAGAUGGAGAUCCUGCCCGCCGAGAGGGUGCCGAACGGGCACAACCUGACCCUGCAGUGCCUGGUGGACAUCAGCACCACCUCGGCCGUCAGGCCUCAGCACCAGGUGCUCUUCUACAAGGACGACGCUCUGGUGUACAACGUGUCCUCCCGGGAGCACACGGAGAGCUUCUUCAUCCCUCAGGCGCGGGUCUUCCACUCGGGGAUGUACAAAUGCACCGUGAUCCUGAACAACAAGGAGAAAACCACUCAGGAGUACCAGGUGGUGGUGCAGGGCGUCCCCAACCCCGUGGUGACCCUGGACAAAAAGGAGGUGACCGAAGGCGGAGCCGUGACAGUCAAUUGUUCUGUGCAAGAGGAAAAGCCGCCGAUCUAUUUCAGCAUUGAAAAGGUGGAACUGGGUACGAAGCUUGUCAAGCAGAAGAGAGAGAAGAACUCGCAUCAGAACUUCGUGCUCAUGGAGUUUCCCAUCGAGGAGCAAGACCACGUGAUAGUGUUCCGCUGCCAGGCUAGGAUCCUGUCCGGGAUGCAGCUGCAGACCUCGGAGUCCACCAGGAGCGAAUUCGUCACCGUGCAGGAGUCCUUCUCUACUCCCAAGUUCGAAAUCCAGCCUUCCAGAAUGAUCAUAGAAGGAGACCAGCUCCGCAUCAAGUGCACGGUUCAAGUGACACACUUGGUCCAGGAAUUUCCAGAAAUCAUAAUCCAGAAGGACAAGGCAAUCGUGGCCACCUCCAAGCAGGGCAGCGAGGCCCAGGCUGUCUACUCGGUCAUGGCCAUGGUGGAGCACAGUGGCUACUAUACCUGCAAAGUGGAGUCUAACCGUAUCUCCAAGGCCAGCAGCAUCCUGGUCAACAUAACAGAGCUGUUUCCCAAGCCGAAGCUGGAAUUCUCCUCCAGUCGUCUGGACCAAGGGGAAAUGUUGGACCUGUCCUGCUCUGUCCCUGGCACGCCCUCAGCCAACUUCACCAUCCAGAAGGAAGACAGGGUCUUGACGCGGCAUCAGAAUUUCAGCAAGUUUGCCGAGGAGAGGGACAGCGGGAGGUAUGUCUGCACCGCGGCCAUCGGCAAAGUGCUCAAGAGGAGCAACUCGGUGCAGAUGAAGGUCUGUGAAAUGCUCUCUAAGCCCAGGAUUUUUCAUGAUGCCACGUCUGAGAUCAUAAAGGGACACGCCGUAGGCAUCAGCUGCCACUCGAUAAAUGGAACCACGCCUAUCACCUACCACCUUAUAAAAGCAACAAGGAUCUUUCGGAGUGUCAUGAUGAACUCCAAUGACCCGGCAACCUUCACAGAUAAGCCCACCAAAGACGUGGAAUACCAGUGCAUCGUGGAUAACUGCCAUUCCCACCCUGAGCUGCACAGCGAGAUCCUGAAGGUCAGGGUGAUAGCCCCGGUGGAUGAAGUUACGAUUUCCAUCCUGUCGAGUAACGAGGUGCAGUCCGGGAACGAGAUGGUGCUUCGGUGCUCUGUGAAAGAGGGGACCGGCCCGAUCACGUUCAGGUUUUACAAAGAAGGGGAGGACAGACACUUCCAUGAAGACACCCUGAAUGACACGCAAGCGUUUUGGUACAAGAAACUAGCCAGCAAGGAGCAGGAGGGACAGUAUUACUGCACCGCCUCCAACAGAGCCAGCAUGGUGAAGAUGGGUCCCCGAAGCAGCAUGCUAACAGUCAGGGUCUUUCUCGCUCCGUGGAAGAAAGGGCUCAUCGCAGUGACUGUCAUUGGAGUGAUCAUUGCUGCUUUGAUAGUCGCAGCCAAAUGCUACUUCCUGAGGAAAGCCAAAGCCAAACAGAAACCCGUGGAGAUGUCCAGGCCAGCUGCUCCACUUCUGAACUCCAACAGUGAGAAGGUCUCUGAGUCCAAUGUGGAAGCCAACAGCCAUUACGGUUAUGAUGACGUUGGAAAUGAUGCAAUGAAACCCAUAAAUCAAAAUAAAGACCCUCAGAACAUGGAUGUGGAAUAUACAGAAGUCCAAGUGACCUCCCCUGAGCCUCACCAAGCUCUGGGAACGAAAGCCACAGAGACGGUGUACAGUGAGAUCCGGAAAGCCGACCCUAAUUUCAUGGAAAACAGACACUCUAGAACGGAAGGCUCCCUUGAUGGAACUUAAAGACAACCGAGGCAGGUGCAUGCCCAUGGGAGGGCGUCCAGGAAGAGCAGCCGAUUCCCGUAUUCCAAGAGUCCCGCACACUUAUUUAUGAGCCGGCGCCACCCCCACUGAAAGCAGCAAUUCUUCAGGCCAAGCCUUCUCCGAGACAGGGUUUCUCUGCGUAGCCUUGGCUGUCCUGGACUCACUUUGUAGACCAGGCUGGCCUCGAACUCACAGAGAUCCGCCUGCCUCUGCUCUCCCUGAGUGCUGGAAUCAGCAGCUACCAAGCCUUCCAAUCUUAAAUCCCCCCCCCCCUUAAUAAUGUUGGGUGUACAGAGAUCCAGAGGCGCUGUUUAUCGGCCAGCCCGACUGCCCUUCCACGCUGGAGCGUCCUUUCGUUUUGGGAGAGUGAGAGGAGGUUCCAGGUGAAUAAAGCCUGGGAUAUUUUGAAGCCCAAAUAUUGUAUCUGGGACAGACAACAGGCUUCUCCAUGCAUCUUCCUACUCGGAAGCCAGUUUCUGUUCCGUGGUCAGUUACUUUGAGUGAAUGGCCGCGUCUGGGGGUUAGGUUUUUGUUGUUGUUGUUGUUUUGUUUUCUCUCUGUUUUUCCUUUUCCUUCUGGGCUGACUGUUCUUUGGAGGUCUGCAGUGCUGCUCAGGUUUGCGUCGUCCCAUGCAUGGCCUGCCCCACGAAGGGGGACCAGCCGACUGGGAGCAGCGCCUAUGGAAUGACCACUUGACAGACGACAAGCCUGAAGCCGGCCAUGACAGAACGAGCACUGGACUGAGCUCAGACAUCCUUAAACCACUUUCUAGAUCUUUCUUUUCCUCUCCAUGCUGAAGGCCUAAAGGAGAGAAACGGUUGGCUACAGCAAAUGUUAUUUUUUUAAAAAUAGUAAAAGGAAAUGUGUACUUUUCUCACUAAUUUUUCUUUAUUUAUUCCCUGUGCUAAAGGAACAGUCUCCCGAGGUCCCGGGCUGUUUCCAAAGGUGGCUUGAGUGGGUGGAUGGCAGCUGCCUCCAUUUCGCCACAGAAUAUCAUACCUAACCCGCAUCACGCCCCCUGUUCGCCUCAGCCACCUGGCUGCAGGGCCCCUGAGGGAUGUUGUAUUAAAUAAAAUUGAUUUUUACUCUUCA
Psammomys obesus (fat sand rat) is the source of this 3553-nucleotide messenger RNA. It is a transcript of the gene Pecam1, whose product is annotated as platelet and endothelial cell adhesion molecule 1. Gene Ontology annotation, molecular function: transmembrane signaling receptor activity. Bases 188 to 2440 code for a protein of 750 amino acids. The transcript is spliced from 16 exons. Gene Ontology annotation, biological process: cell surface receptor signaling pathway. Lineage: Eukaryota; Metazoa; Chordata; Mammalia; Rodentia; Muridae. The record is from RefSeq and is a predicted model, not a curated record.